AUGCCCUGGUUUGGACUGGGUGGUUGGCGAAACUAUCGCCCCCUGAUUUCGCUCAUUCUAUUUCGAUACUUGCGUCGGAUUUACAGGCUGGUUCAGGGAAAUGGACCAAAAUUUAUUCAACCACUCCUGCCGGACGAAUUUUGUACAUGAUGUUGACAAACGCAGUAUCAUAGUGACCCCCACGAGCAAAGGAACAAAUCGUCAUGGCCGGAAUUUCGAUUUAAGGCUUCGCUGGGAAGAUAUGGGCUAUUACGUGCCUCAGCCAAUGAGGAGCCUCCAAAUAUUUCGAUAUGCAGGAUUUUCCCAAAACGGGGACAAAAACAUAAUUACGCCGCAUUUGAAUUUGAAAAUCUCAGCCGUUGUCGCAGCUCCUGCUGCACCGGUGCUGCUGUACAACCAGCUGAGUACCUCUGCACACGCGUCUCGUACGCAAGGAGACCCUCCACAAUGGAGCCACUACAAAGUGUGGAUCCCUACGUUGACACCCACAAACGCAAAAUAUCGCAAGUUUGCGCAGUGCAGUGCAGCAGCACGAAGCGUUGGAGGCUCAGAUGCACGUUAGCACCCACGGCCACAUGCCACGGGCAUCCGCAAGAACAUCGCCUUCAAGUAUGAGACGAAGGCGGAAGCGCUCGGAGACGCGGACAACUGGACAAGUGAGCUGGAGAAGCCCAUGCGAAGGCGGAGCUUGUCGCUCAAGCACGGCACGACGCCGAACUGCGAAGUCGCCAAGAAGUUUGCCAUCCAAAAACAAGCGGAACACGCCAGAGCUUUGAGGGGAUUGCAGCAGGAGGCCAGAAUCCUGAUGCGCCUACGCUGCAGCAGGUUGCGUAACGCCGGACUCGGGCGCCGGGCGUUUGCGUACGGCAAGCGCGAUCGCAAGUCAGAACAGCGGAGGAGAUACAUCGAGCAGCGGGUUGCAGAGUGCGACCAGGAGGCUGCUGCAAUGGACGCACAGGCCGUAGCGCUAUGUUCUCCACGCUAACGAAGGGGCAACACGUCACGCUGCUGGAGCCUCACGAGCAGCCACCCCCGGUGACUGAUGCACCCACGAGCGACAUCAGCGUGGCCGACCCUCCGGAGGUUCUCGCCGCACACGCAGCGGCCGCGGUGUGACCCUCAGCAAACCGGUCCAUGCAUGUUGGCAUGUUUGCGUUCUCGGUGCAUGAAUCAACAGUGUUUUAUCACCCAGUUAAGCUGGCACAAGGCCCGCGCUGCGAUGAUAAAAAAUCUCUCUUCGGGGCAGCACGGUUGGUGUUUCCGUCUAGUAAGUAGGUAGAUUCUUGCAGACCCCAACAUGCCGGUAACAUGGCUGUUGGUGAUCCUUUCUCUAACCAACGACACCGUUACAGUGCAAUGAAGCUUCGCAUGGAGUUUCGUCGACAUCUUCCAUAAACUGGCCUAAUACGCUCGAAAAAUGGUCGAU
Ectocarpus sp. CCAP 1310/34 is the source of this 1426-nucleotide messenger RNA. Lineage: Eukaryota; Phaeophyceae; Ectocarpales; Ectocarpaceae. The record is from the annotation of a GenBank genome assembly.